GGAGCUGGAAGGAUUCAGGGGAGCCCUAACCUAGGUACGGCCCAAUGGCCCUGGGUGAAGAAAAGGCAGAGCUGGAAGCACAUGUGGACACGAAGGCCCAGCCCUGCAGGAGCUGGCACCUUGAGGAGCAAGAAGGGAUGGCCCAGGGCCCUGAGGCAGGGCAGCCACCUUACCAGGAAGCUGAGGGAGGGCCUGCCUCUCCUGUGUGCAGGACAAAGGGGCUACCUGCCUUUACCUGCUGGGCUGGGGCUAACCCUAGCAGCACCUCUGGAAUUCAUCUGCCACAGGCUAGUGUGGCCAACAGAGCCGCGGAAGCUGAUGGGGGUAGGCCUGCCCUCGGUGGCCUGCUUCCUCCUGCCAUUACAGGGAUUGGAGACCUUUCUCUAGGAAGCCAGAUGGAGGAGACGAAGCUUUCUGCCUCCCAAGGGCUACCUCAAACUGUUAACAUGCCCAGAACUGCAGCCCUUUGCUCAGGACACGACGCUGAUACUGAAGGUGACCCAUCCCCAGUUGAUUCACCCCAGUUGCUGGGCCUGAACCAGCAGCCUCACAUCUCAGGUGUCUCUUUCCCGUCACAGCGGAAGUCCAUAGUGAGCCUAGGUGCCACUGCUCCUCGGCUGUCCAGCAGCAGUGUCUCUGCCUCCUCUAUUGGUAGCAGUCUCCAGGCUUACCAAGAGAAGGCAGUGCCUCAGAGUGGCUCCUUUGCCAAGGUCUCGUCCUCCCUGGAGCUGGCGGUCUCCCAGCAUCCCCUCACUGCUGGGGUGGCAGGGCCUCGGCUCCAGUGGUCAUCGCAGCCUACAGCCUCUGGCGGUGAUACUGCUGGUCUGGGCAGGAGGCGCCUCUCCUUCCAGACUGAAUAUUGGGCCUGUGUGCUGCCAGAUUCCCUGCCUCCUUCUCCCGACCGCCACUCCCCACUCUGGAACCCAAAUAAAGAGUACGAAGACCUGCUUGACUAUACCUACCCGCUGAGGCCUGGGCCCCGGCCCCCAAAGCAACUUGACAGCCGCACGGUGGCUGAGCCUGUCCUGCAGGACUCUGGUGUAGACCUGGACAGCUUCUCUGUCUCCCCCACAAGCACUCUCAAGUCACCAAUCAAUGUCGCCUCCAAUUGCCCACUAGCAGAGGCCCCCACCUUACCAUUUUGUGGGCCCAGAGAACCAAGCCUUAAGCAGUGGCCCUCUGGAGUACCCCAGAAGCAGGGAAUACCUUGGAGCCAGCUUUCAUCCACGCCUAAGGCCCCAGGCCGUGGGGAUGCCCCUUGGAAGGGUGGGGAGACAGCCCUGCGGGGCACAAAGGAUUGGCUACCUGUGGGCAAGCAGCUCAAGCUGGGCUUUCCCCAAGUGAGGACAAGAGACAGAGAAUGGUUCUCACCCAGGCCGGAGAGGGAGAAGAGGGCCAGCCAGGGUGUCCUGCGCCCUGCCGGAGUGGAGUCUGGAUGGAAAUCAGAAGAUGAGGUGGAAAGUGACGAUGAGUAUCUUGCCCUGCCCACUCGGCUGACACAGGUUUCUAGUUUGGUUUCAUAUCUAGGCACCAUGCCCACAUUAGUGACUCUGCCCACUGGGGCUGCUGAGGGACAGAGCUCUUCAGAAGUGUCGGACAGUAACGGGCCAGCUUCCCUCCCAUCAGGUUCCAGCCAAAGCCAGCUUCCUUCUGGGGCUGCCCUCCACAGGUCUGGGGCCCUCGAAGGCCAGAACCUGCACAACUUCAUGUGUGCCCAGAAUUCUGCAGAAGACAGUCUGGUGAGCAGCCAGGCCCUGAAGGUCUCCUCUGGACUACUGAAGUCAUGCCCCGCCUUGCCAACUGUGUUGGACAAGUGGCCCUCCUCAGAUCUAGAUGCUGAAGGGCAUCCUCUCAGGAAAGCAGAAGGACAGAGGGAAGCCUCCUUGGUCCAGUGUGUGCAGAUGUUUUGCUGUCAACUGGAAGAGCUGAUCCACUGGCUGUAUAAUGUCACAGAUGUCACUGACCUUGGGACUCCUCCCUGGUCCAGUCUCACAGGUCUCAAGUCUUCUCUGCAGCUUUACCGGCAAUUUAAGAGAGAUAUCCACGAGCAUCAGUCCUUGACGGAGAGCGUCCUAGAGAAGGGGGAGACGCUUCUUCAGUGCCUGCUGGACAAUACCCCAGUUUUGAAGGAUGUCCUUGGGAGGAUCUCGAAGCAGUCUGGUGAACUGGAGAGCCAUGCAGAUCGGCUUUAUGACUCUAUCCUAGCCUCUCUGGACAUGCUGGCUGGCUGCAGCCUCAUCCCUGACAGCAAGCCAGUGUCAGCCAUGCAGCCCCCAUGUGCAGGGGUUUAACCAGGCCAUCUUCUUCAGGAAAGCUGCAGUCACCAGCCAAAAGUCGUUUGUGGGAAAGAAAAAGUUCUCAAGAAGUCCUGGCAAGAGCCACGUAACAGUUAAAUUUAAGGAGGAAACUUUAAUGUACUAGCUUUAAAAUGCCCUGCUCUUGUGAAAAAGUAAGGGCUGUUGAGUUACUGUUUCUAUUUACAAUGAACCCUUCCAAACAGAAAGUUUUCCUUUUGGUGCUUCUCUAUAAAAAGCAUGUGGCUUUGCAGUUUUUGGUAAAAUAGUAAGAUUUACAGGUCUUGACUUCCCUCUGUUCAGUUAAAAAAAAUUGUGGAGAAACCUCCUAAGUCUUCCACCUGUUGGGUCACUGACAGAAGACUGCUUUGAGAAAGAAGCUUCCAAAUACAGUAUUUGGUAUUCUUAGGCAUAGAAGGGGAUCCAUGAAACUGAAAAAAGCAAUAGGUUGGCCAGAAACCUUGGGUCUUUUUCAGAAAGGCAGUCUUAGGUUUUACAUUUCCUCUUUAAAAAAUUUUCAGAAGACUUUAGCCAGAGGUCUGCAGAAGAAAAGCAGUAAAGGAGUAGAACCUCUACAAAUUACUGUGGGCACAGGUCAUACCUUUGCUGUCUUCCUGGCUGAGGUCUCCACCUUCCUGCCUAGCUGACCCCUUAAAAGAUGUGAAGAAGAUGGAAAGUUGCUGUGGGGCUUCAGCUUAGUUAUGGAACUAAUUAUUUAGUCAAGCUUAAGGGUGAUUCUUGAGGAACUCAUCUGUCCCCUCUGCUUUCCCUUGGACUAGUACUGUGUAAGGCCAGGGUAGAGGAUGGAUAGGGCCAUGUAGCAUGUGCCUACAGAAACUAAAGCUGGAGGAGUAAAGAAUUCUUGGUCGUUGGGGAGCAGCAUGUUAAGUACCGUCAAAAGAAAGUGGAUCAAUCAGUUAAAGGAUCAAUUCUCAAGUUUUUUGAAGCAAAGCAAUCAGUUAUUGCUAUUAACUGCAGAUUCCACCCCCAAAAAGCACUUGAUGAAAAGUUCUAUUUGGUUGUUGAAUAACAAAAGAAAACACAAUACAUUAACAAGUGUCUAAAGUUCUAGUAAAUGUGAUUUUUAAGAGAGACACUGGACAUAGCUAUUAAAUUCCAAUAUUUAAAGACUGGCCUUCGACACAUAAAAUACAGUAUUUCAAGUGCCAGCUGCUAUUUAGUAGCAUAAUGUGGAUUUACCAUAAAUUUAAGGACAUACUCAGAAUUAGAAGUGUUUUAUGAUUCUGCCAUCUCAUAAUAAUUUUGAUUGUAUAAACAAUGAGAACUUAAAAAGACAAGAAACAUCUUCCUGGAAAGUAAUUAUAUGUACACAUACAUAUAUACAUGUAUAUUAUUUCUUUAAAGCCUAGAAUUGGUUAAAAAGGCAGGUAUGUAUAAUGUAUUCUUUUUUUUUUUUUUUUUAAGUAAGAUUCCCUUUUUUUUAUUUUAAA
Chinchilla lanigera (long-tailed chinchilla) is the source of this 3745-nucleotide messenger RNA. RefSeq names its product centrosomal protein 68kDa (gene Cep68). Lineage: Eukaryota; Metazoa; Chordata; Mammalia; Rodentia; Chinchillidae. The record is from RefSeq and is a predicted model, not a curated record.